Molecule: messenger RNA, 1746 nt
Organism: Paralichthys olivaceus (Japanese flounder)
Lineage: Eukaryota; Metazoa; Chordata; Actinopteri; Pleuronectiformes; Paralichthyidae
Source: RefSeq, a predicted model, not a curated record
CUCUCACACACACACACACCGAGAGAGAAAACGUAAGUCAUAAAGUGUUGUAUCCAGGGGUCAAAUGUGAGAGUCACGUGACUGAAACCAGGAAAUAGAGAAGAGACAUUGCUCCACUGUCACUUCCUUAAUCUUCGGUGCAGGCUUCAAUCAAUGGACUCAUCCAGGAUGGAAAGAAACCAUGUGGAACAUGAGAUCUCCUCAAUUCAGGGCUGUCAAAGCGGAAUCUCUGUGGAUCUCUUCUUGCACCUGUCACUCAUACCUGCAGUGUUGAUUGUAGCCGUGCUCUCCUUCCUCCAGAAGAGAGCACACAGCCUGGCCAUCGACCGCAGACUGCCCUUCCUGGGGCGACGUUUUGGCAUCGUGGUGCCUUUGGAUACUGUCGGCAGCCUCAGUAACCGUUGGUCCUAUGGGUUUGCUUUUGGUGCCGUGUCCAGCAGCGUCCUGCUCCUCUUCUCUGAACGUUACAUCCCCUUCACCGUCCCACCCUGGGCUAGAGCUAUCAUGUACCUGGUUGGAGCUUUAGAAGUGGGCCUGGUGUAUUUUCCUUUCUUUGCCUGUCUGUCCACGCCUUUCAGAGCAGCUGGUGCUUUGCUGGGAAUACUAUACUCUCUGUCCUGGAUCAUCGUCACAGUGUGGGACACAUUCACCUGUCCUGAUGGUAAGAUUUUAGGUCGAUACCAGAAGCUAAUCAUCCAGUGGCCGUGCAUCCUCUCCCUCAUCUUCCUCUUGGGACGAUUUAUCUACAUUCUGGUUAAAGGUGUUCGAAUACGGCUGCAGUUGGAACAGGAGGACCCUGAGGAGCUGAUUGAGCAACACCAGCUGCAGCAUGUGAAGGGACUGCUGAGGAAAACACCAGCACACAGUCAACCACUCAGCUGGUUCCAGAGGCGGGUGUAUGAGUGGGACCCGCACUUCAAGUUCCCCAACAGGAUCAUCGGCACUGCCAUUAUAUCCCUCAUAGGCCUAUAUACAAUGACUCUUGCAGACUACAGUCUCAGUAAUGAGGCUUUUGGCCAAGUAGAAAGGUGGAAGAAUACAUUGCAACAUCUGGUUUCUUCUUGUAACCAGACUGAGGCUCUGGGAGCCAUGAUACCACAGCUGGAAGAAUUCAUUGUCGUGGCUCGGAAGUCUUGGCUAGCUACCACCAUCUUUGCUAGUCUCAACUCUGUUGCGUACACUUUCCAUGUAUUGGCAUGUUACAGGAAACACUUAAAGAGACUGUGGAGAGGACAGAGGGGUUUUCUUCCUGAGAAGUUUCACAAACCCAGUUCUGCUGUCAGCGUAGCUUCCAUUGCAAGAUACUCUGGAUGGCAAAUAGCUUUUACACUAUGGGGCUAUCUGAUUGUCCAUUUUAUCCACUUCCAGUUGGCCCUGAUCGUGGCCUAUGUGCUGGUUAUCCCUAUACAGCAUGGGAAAGUAUUGAUUAUGCUCACCAACCUGGGAAUCAUUGUGCUCACCAUCGGCCUGGUAAUCGGCCUGGUGAUUCUCCAGGUUGCUCUGGUGCAGAUCUUCUUCCUCCAGGACAAAAUAUCUCCGACAGAUAAGGAGAAACCUCUGGCUCUUAACAACAGAACGGACACGGAAGGCAGGUUCCAUCUGUCCAAACAUGCUGUCUGUGACUUCUCGCCGUUCUUCAAGAAGGACGUGUUUGAGUACAGCGUCACCACGGCACCAGCUGAGUCCAAAAACAAUCCAACCCCCACCACCACCUCCUCCAAACUACCAGAGCGUUGUCUCCUCUGA